This is a messenger RNA of Epinephelus fuscoguttatus (brown-marbled grouper), 2741 nucleotides long. RefSeq names its product saccharopine dehydrogenase-like oxidoreductase. The record is from RefSeq and is a predicted model, not a curated record. The transcript is spliced from 12 exons. Gene Ontology annotation, cellular component: plasma membrane; mitochondrion; lipid droplet. NCBI's taxonomy places the organism in Eukaryota, Metazoa, Chordata, Actinopteri, Perciformes, Serranidae. Gene Ontology annotation, biological process: glycolipid biosynthetic process. Bases 62 to 1339 code for a protein of 425 amino acids.
AUCAACAGACAGAACUGUAACUAACGCGUUACCAGGCAGGACUUUGAACUAGACAGCGACAAUGGCGGCUGUAACCUCUACCAGACCAUACCACAUUAUUAUUUUUGGUGCCACGGGGUUCACCGGACAGUUUGUUGUGGAGGAGGUCGCCCGCUGCGCCGCAGAGAGCUCCCUGAAAUGGGCCGUGGCCGGGAGGAGUAGGCAGCGUCUGGGAGAAGUGUUGAAAAGGGCAGCGGAGAGGCUGUCCAUGAUAGAGCUGAGGACAGACAUUGAAAUCAUUGUUGCUGAUGUGAGCAUCGAGGAAUCGCUGGCCAUCAUGUGCCAACAAGGCCUGGUGAUUCUCAACUGUGUGGGCCCUUACAGAUUUUAUGGCGAACCAGUGGUCAAGGCAUGCAUAGAAAAUGGAGCUCACUACAUAGACAUCUGUGGGGAGCCUCAGUUUCUGGAGCGUAUGCAGCUAGAGUACCACACUAAGGCGUUGGACAGAGGAGUGUAUGUGAUUGGCAGCUGUGGUUUCGACUCCAUACCGUCAGACCUGGGUAUUCUGUACACACAGAGGCAGUUCAAAGGAACACUGACAGCUGUGGAGAGCUUCCUGAACAUCAGCAGUGGGCCUCAGGGAAUGUCUGGCCACGAUGCCACUUGGCAGUCUGCUGUGUACGGUUUCGCGGACAGCAGAUCCCUCCGCCAGCUGAGGAAGAAGUUUGGCCACAAGCCGCUGCCUGUGGUGGGAGCCAAAGUCAAAAAGAGAGGGUUUUUGUUUUUCAGCAAAGAGAUUGAACAGUAUGCCAUCCCAUUUAUGGGCUCUGACCCCUCGGUAGUCAAGAGAACCCAGCGUUUCCUUCAUGAGGAGGAACACCGGUCACCGGUCCAGUACAGUGCCUACGUUGGGAUUGGUGGCCUCUUCUCAGUAGUCAAGCUCCUCUGUGGUGGCCUAAUCUUCUGGUUCAUGGUGAAAUUCAGCCUGGGCAGGAAAAUCCUCACCACGUUUCCAUCACUGUUCUCCUUUGGAUUGUUCACCAAGUCUGGUCCAACCAUGAAACAGAUAGAAGACACCUGUUUCAGCUUGACAUUUUUCGGAGAGGGCUACUCAGAGGGUACAGAUCCCACGCAGGGCCAGCCCAACUCAAAGAUCUGCACUCAGGUCAUAGGAGCAGAGCCUGGUUAUGUAGCUACAGUUUCUGCUAUGGUGCAAGCAGCCGUAACUUUGCUGAAUGAACUGCACUCUCUCCCCAGAAGGGGAGGGGUGUACACUCCAGGAUCUGCCUUCUAUAAAACCAGCCUCAUCGACCGCCUCCAGAGCCACAGCAUCAAGUUCUCUGUCAGAAACUACCAGUAGCCCUCUAACAGUAACCACUGUAAAGGCCACCCUCCACUUGCAGUAUGUUGUAUUUGAACUGUUGGCCGAUCUUUCAUCCAGUCAGCAUUACCGCUUUUAAUAAUGAGUGUGACUGUAAAAUCUCUGAACCCUGCAUCUAUUGAUUGUCUGUUUGUUGGUGUUUGUUGAGGUUUUAGACUUGCUCAAGGACACUUCAGAAAACAUGUACACAUUGGCUGCCAGCCACUAAGGAUCUCUGGUUCUCUAUGUCUUAAGCCUAGUUCACUAGUUCACAUUACAUGAUUUUCACCGCGAUUUUAACAUCGCAGAGGAUCUUGAGAGCCUCCAUGGGUCGGAGGUGAGUCGGCAGAUAGUCUGCCACGACGAGUCCUCAUGUGUGAACAAGCCUACGAGCAAGUUGCCCCCUCGUCUGUGACUGGAUAUCUGGCAUGCUAGAAAACUGGAGAAAUGUGACACGACUGACAAAGAGCAUCAGCCAAUGAGACCAGGUGGAGUUGCUUAUUUGGGCUUGCUCUCUAAAUGUCGCCUUUCUCGAUAUAUAUCCAUUGCUUCUUUUGGGCUUGUUUCCAUAGCCCUGGUUGCUUGUUUCUAUCCCAAGAUCUGGCAACACUGACAAGCCAGCAAGCAACAACAACAAUGGCGGCAUCCACAGGAUCACAGGGAGUGCGUUGUGUUUGGACCCAGGCCCUGGAGGUCACCACUUAUCUGGGGCUCUGUCGGCAAGAAAUCUUGUGGUGUGCACACACAGCUCGUAACGCAGUUGGCGAGACUCUCGAUGACAGAAACACACGUUGCCAGGUAUGAACACUCACAAGAUUACAAGUCUCCAUGACACAUUUUGCGGGGUGAAAAUCGUAUAAUGUGAACUAGGCUUUAUUAAAACAGCAGACGUAUCUUUCACACUAUCUUGUUAACCACUUAUAAACUGUUGGUUUUAUCCAGUGACUGCAUAUAAAGAUGGACAACGAGUCUCCACUUCCUCCCACUGUACAAAAAUGAAGCCAAAAUAUCCCUCAUCCUGGGAAUUGCGCUGCCAUCUUGCGCUGGUGACGUCAUUUGGAGCCAGAGUUUAUCACUGUGGUAACGAAUUCCUGCCCAUACACCUGUUCAACAAAUCACAAGCACGAGCACACUGAUUGGCCACACAGCUGUCAAUUAUGAUGUCAAACAUCCUUUUGUGUGAUCAAGUGUUGCACACUGUUGCACUGAGAGACGUGUUCCUCCUACCUUAUGUGAACUCAAUACCACGUACAUCGUCCUGCAGGGUAAAUACUCAUUGGCGUACCAAAUACACAGCUGAAAAUAGUCCCCAGCAAACACACUACGUACUUCUGCUUGAGUAACACUGGUAAAAACUACACUAUGCAUUUCUGGCUACUUUUAAAAAAUGUAGGAACCAAUA